Didymodactylos carnosus is the source of this 642-nucleotide messenger RNA. Lineage: Eukaryota; Metazoa; Rotifera; Eurotatoria; Philodinida; Philodinidae. The record is from the annotation of a GenBank genome assembly.
CUUGCAGGUGACGUACGGGACUGGACUUUCACAUGGUUGUAUAGCAAAAUUCAUUUACUUUUUGAAUCUGAAAAUAUUAGGUCGCUAGCUUUUAUCUGAAAAACGUUAUUCAAGAAAUAGCGAGGGACCUUAUGUUUUGGCGACGAUAGUAGCUGUUGUUAUUUCAAUUACAAGAUAAAAGUAGUAGUGGAAUCUUCUAUACUUUACUUGUUGUAGUGGAUAUUAGAUGCAUUACUAUGUAAUGGUGGUGGUAUUUAUGUGGGCAUAAAAACAUGUAAACAUUUAAAAAUUGAACUUCAUAAUUGGAGAGGAAUGUGGAAAACACAAAGUGUACGCGGUAAAAUUAUGUAUGUUCUUAAUCAUGUUACACUUCAGGAUUGGACGGAAUUCUACUGGUAUCCUUCAGCAGCAUUCGGUUGUUGGCUAGGAACAAUUUAUCUUGUUAUUCUCUUAUUAUUAGGUCAUAUAGCAACAUUUUAUUUGAAACUAAUUUUUUGGAUACCACUUGAUCAUUUUCUAUUUGUGGGAAGAUUUAUAUUCACUUUAUUUGCAUCUAUUGUGGCAAUAAGAGAAGGAUACGAAUAUUUAUCAGACACUAGUCAUAGUAAAAAAUUGGUAAUCAAUUAUGGUUAUUAUCGGUGA